CCGCGGAGGGCCUCAUGAGGGCCGAUUCCGAGCGGAGGCGGGCUUUGCGGGAGAGCCGCCGCUGUCUCGGCCAGCCCUCCUCCGAACUUCAUCUUCCAGCAGGGGAGCGAGCCCUCGCCGGACGUGUUCUUCCUGCACCCCGCCGUGCACAACUGCCACGCGGUGGAGUACCUCUUCUCGGGGUCGGCGUUCAAGCCGAAGGUCCUCGUGAUCCCGAUCAACCCGCUGGUGCCCCCGCCCUUCGAGGUGACGCCGCGCUUCGAGGCGUGGUGGCACUCGCUGCGCCCGGCACUGCGCUCCGUGCCUCUGGCGCGCCGCUGGUUCCAGCACGGGCAGGAGGAGGAGGAGGAGGAGGAGCUGGACGCCGGGGCGGGAGAGCCCGGCGCGCUGGACGACUACCUGUCGCCCGCCUUCUGGCUGGCCCAGUGCUCGCUGGCGGCGGUGGGCGCGCUGCUGGAGCGCCUGGCCAAGAAGCGCUUCAGGUACUCGCUGCACCACCUCGAGGGCGGCUUCGCGGUGUACGUGCGCGUGGACCUGCAGAGUGCCCUGGCGCCGGGGCGCGGGGCGCCCAGGCCGGCCAGCUGCUGGCUGGACGGGUGGUUCUGCGCGCCGGACAGCCGCCCAUCAUCUUCGCGCGGCUGGAGCUGGCCGCCGGGGCCAGCGUCGUGAAGCUGGCGGACCCCGACGUGCCCAGCGGGGAGAAGGAGGCCAUCCUCUGCGGCCUGCUGGAGGACCACCGGGUGCCGGUGCUGAAGAGGAACUUCGACUGCAUGGGCUUCCGCGGCUCCGACGGCUGGGCCGGGGCAGACGGGCCAGGCGCCGCCACGGGGUCCUGCGUCAGCCACGACCACCGGGGCUGGGGCAACGAUGCUGCGGUCUUCGACUCCAUCCAGCGCUCCCCCCGUGCCUGCCAGGCGCGCUGCGCGGCGUCCAACUGCAGCUACUGGACGUUCGACCCCACGGCGAUGUACGGGAGCCAGCUCUGCUGGGUCUGGAUCGGCGGCAGGCCAGCGGAGGUCAAGUUCGAGAAGGGCUGGGUGUCCGGCGACGCGGAGUGCAGUGCGGCUCUGAGCUCUGGCCCCGAGGACGCCCGCGCGGCUUCGGCGCCAGCACAGGCGGCCCCGGACAGCAGCCCGGCCCGGGCCGAGGUCCGCGGCCCCGGCGGCGCGCCGGCAGAGGGGCGCGAGCUCUUCAAGCUGUGGGCCGUGGAGCAGGCGCAGGAGAUGCCCGGCAUGCGCUUCUUCCUCGAAGCAGGUAGCCGCGGCCGCUGCGUUCGCGGCUUCUGCGAGUGCUUCCCGCCCUACCGCGGCCCGCUGUGCGAGCAGCUGGACUCGGGCCCACGGGACGCGUCGCGGAACUUCUCCGGGGUGCUGCAUUACUUGACGUCGGACGACGAAGACGAUGUUCAGGACAUCCGGCACUCGUUGCCGCGCUUGUGGGAGCGCUUCAACGGUCGCUUCGACUACCCAGUCGUGAUCUUCCACGACGGAUUGUCUGAGGAGCACAGGAGGCAAAUAGUGCGGGCUUCGGAGAAUCGGGUGUGGUUCGCCUACGUGGAUGAUUACUUGUCGGUCCCCGAGAUGAUCACCGAGGACCCUGUUCGUCGCGCUCGGCUGGAUGAGGUCAAGUGGUCGCUGGGCUACCGUGGCAUGUGCAGAUUCCGCAGCGGCACUAUCUUUUUGCAGCCUGCGCUGCGGAAUUUCCAGUACGCCAUGACUCUGGACACGGACGGCUACUUUCCAGCGGAGGUCGUUUCGGACCCGAUUGCGGCUAUGCACGAAGGUGGCUACGUGUACACUUUCUCGCACCUGCUGCCAGACCUGCCCAGCGCAGUGAAGCACUUCUGGGAUUACACGCUGCUGUACAUGCGCAUGAAGGGGAUCAACCCGCGAGGCACGCCCAUACUCGAGCAGUUCGUGCGCGAAGACGAUCUCCAGUGGAACUACCAGCUUUACAUGAACGAUAUCGAGAUUGUGCAGCUGGACUGGUUCCGGUCGGAGCCCUACCAGGACUAUUUCCGUUACCUGGACUCCGUCGGAGGCUUCUGGCUUCAUCGAUGGGGCGACCACGCGGUCCGCACCAUCGCGGUCGGCAUGUGGCUGCCAGAGGACAAGGUGUAUGAGAUGGACGUUCCGUACGGCCAUCAGAACUAUUGCAAGUGCAGUGGGGCCCACCCAGACCUCGAGUGCGUGAGGGAGGGCGACGUCGGGGGAGAGCCUGCCAAGUGGUGGAUCUGCACUUCGGAGGCGCACCCGCUGCUCGACCUGUCUAGCCUGGCCUACAGCAACCUCGGCGGCGCAGGCCCCGACGCCGACGCGGGCACGCCGGAGAUCGUCUACAGCAAGGCGCUGGACGGCGGGGCCACCGACCUGCGGAUCAGCGCGCAGGGCAUCCACAACAACGAGGGCACCGCGGGCUCGUCCAGAAACGUGAACUCGGGCGCCGGGCGCCAGAUCGGGACGGUGAACCUGCGCAGGGGGAGCAACGCCGACCUGCACUUCCGGUUCGUGAAGGCGCACGCUCACAGUACGCCGGCCAGGGUGCCGCAGACGUACGUCACGAUGUUCAUCCCGGACGACGGCGUGGAGUCCGUCAGCGUGACGCAGUACCAGGAGUUCUGCUUCCCCAGCAGCAGCGUCGUGCGACAGGGCAAAGGUGCCGGCGGGAGGGAGAUGUUCUUCGCGGCUGGCAGCCCCUUCCAGGCCGCCGGCCGGCUCGGGGCGCCGCCCAGCGACGCGAGCCGGCUGAAGCCCGACGAG
This is a messenger RNA of Prorocentrum cordatum, 2759 nucleotides long. The record is from the annotation of a GenBank genome assembly. Lineage: Eukaryota; Dinophyceae; Prorocentrales; Prorocentraceae.